Panicum virgatum (switchgrass) is the source of this 2353-nucleotide messenger RNA. RefSeq lists its product as uncharacterized. NCBI's taxonomy places the organism in Eukaryota, Viridiplantae, Streptophyta, Magnoliopsida, Poales, Poaceae. The record is from RefSeq and is a predicted model, not a curated record. The coding region runs from base 151 to 1512 and encodes 453 amino acids. The transcript has 9 exons.
CGCAGACGUCGGUUUCCGACAGGAGCGGAGCGGCUGCGGGCGGCGGAGCGGCCGCGCCGGGGGAGCCGCGGCGAAGCGGCUGCGUCGGGUAGUCGCGGCUGGAGCGGCCGCGCCGGGGAGCAGCGGGCGGAGCGGCUGCCGAGGAGCGGCAUGGGGUCAACCUCCACUGGAGAGGACGAGGGGGAUGCUGCAGGCCGCGGCGCCACCAGCGGCGUGCAGCGUGGCGCCUGCAUCGGCGUGCAUCGAGGGAGGAAGGUGACCGCAGGGCGGCCCCCUAGACCGAUGGCUUCCUCCCAGGCUCCAUCUGACGAGAGCGUCCCGGAUGAUGUUGCGGGCCGUGCGCGAACGAGGUCGUCGACCCGUGGGGGAGGCGUCGGCUCCCAGAGUGCGCCCGGCGCGGCUGCACCCGGUGCGACCAGCAAACCAAGCGGGGAAGGUGCCGACUCCCCUAGAAGGGCAGUGUCAGCGAGCAUUGGAGUAGAAGGGGCGUCGGGUGCGGGACGUGCUACUUCCGGCACAGCAUCACAGCCGCCAGUCGGCAAAUCAUGCAUGGCGCGGAAGCGCAAAGCUGAAGCUACUAACACAGCCCCGUCUCCAAAGAGAACAACCAGGGCUUCUUCUAGAGCGGACAAGGCUACUUCUAGUGGCGGUGCCCAAGGUGAUGCAACUGCAGAAUUUGAUGAAGCACAAAAGCGUGCAGAGCAGGAUGUAAGGAAAAAAGGAUCUGCAAUGAAAUUGAGCAAGAUCAAUGAGAAUCUAAAUGCUGAUCAGAAAGGCCGCGUUGCAAGUGUUGGCUUUGGCGGCCUUCUUGAAGUCAAGUGCAACAAUAUACCAGAGAAGCUGUCGCUUUGGUUGGUCAACAACUUUGAUACCAACAAAUUCGAGUUAGUAAUUCCACAGAGAGGGACAAUAAAGGUGGAUGAUGUUGCUAUUAAACGAGUGCUCGGAUUACCAAUGGGUGCAAAUUUGAUUGAUUAUGAAAAGAAGAGCUACUCUGAAACAUUUAUUGAGUUCUACAAGCUUUUUGGACACGAGAAUGAUCAAAAUGCACCAACAUUUGUAGAAGUUGAAAAGUGGCUGCGCAGUGUGGGAAAGGAGCUAGCAGAUGACAAAUGGUUGAAGGUCUGGCUUAUGUUUGCCAUCAGCUCCUUUUUGUGCCCAACAUCGAGCACAAAGUUGUGUGUGCGGGCUUUCCACUCCAUUGCAAUCAUUGAAGAAAUCCAUGGAUACAACUGGUGCAAACUUAUAGUGGACAGGCUCAUCAAAGGAAUUGCAGAUUUUAAGAAUGGCGAGCGAAAGUUUUUAUCUGGGUGCCUCUUUUUCCUAACUAUAUUAUACCUGGAUUCACUUGACAUUGGUGACAUUGUCAACCGAGGUUUGGAAGUAAGAGCUGCUGCUUGGACAGAGAAGCUUGUGACCAAAGUCUGCGCCAUGGAUAGGGUAUCCGAUUCUCAGUUUGGGAAAUUGCAACUAAAGCCAGAAUAUUCAUGCGUAACGUUGAUUCCACCAUAAAAGAUUCAUCAAUUCAUUGAUUCAAACAUGCCGGAAUCGCUCACAGCAAAUUGGGAUGUUCUCAAAAGCGCACUUAGUGAGUUCAGCAUGGCCAUCAAUCAAGCUGUGUUGAAUCUUGCUCUAAACUUGCGCCAAGGUGUUCAAUAGCAACAAGCACGUGCACAAUCCCUGCCAAUGGGGUGUCCAGGACCUAGUACUUCUAAAGGCACCCGGGAGAUUAGGAAGAAAAGAAAACAUGAUGAUUUGGAAGACCCAAUUGAUGAGGUUAGGAGUGAUGAAGAAACAUCCAGUAGCGAUGAAGAAUUGGAAGAUUGUGGCGACUCCGAGUCUUGUGGUGAAGAUAGAGAUGAAGCUGAUGGAAAUAGUGAUGAUGAUGACGAUGAUACCACUAGAUCACAAAGCCACCCAAGAGUACAAAGCAAGAGGGUUAGAUUUCAAGAUGAAGAUAAAGCAGAAGGGAAAAAGGGGGCCGCCAAUGAGAAAAAAAGGAUCUGCUACUGGAGCGUCAUCCAAAGAUCAGGCCGGUGAUAAACAAGGCAACAAAGAUGACCACGGAGAUGGUGGUGCAAAUGAUGGGGACAACAACCCAAAGGAAAGCAUCAAAGAUUAUCCAGCCGUGACACAAUCAGGCGUGUAAACCAUUCUGAUAAUAUGUGAAUAUUAAUUUAGAUAUUCAGUUGUACAUUUCUUGCAGUCUUUCUAUUGUGAUGUAAGUGGUGAAAUAAUAGUUUCCAUAUUUUGAAUGCACUGCAAAAAAAAACCUGGUACUAACUUGUAUGUUUGUUUGACCAGAGAUGGUAACUUCUGUUCAUUAUUGAAGCUACUUGUAUGUUUCUGUUCA